AUGCAGAGACUUUUGCAACCACAAGUUGGAAUGGCUAGAUUUGAGAGUUUAACCUUGGCGUGGAUUGGCGGCGAUAACUUCGUGGCGAAACAAAGCUUCAAACGGCUAAAUGUGAAAGGCGGCUACGGACGUUGCAAAUGCCGGGAAACCUUCGCAAUGGUCACGCACGUAAACGACCUUCCAAAAAAUAAAGGAAACCAGAACUCACCUAUAUCCAAGGGUUACAACAUGCGGCCAAUUCCACGACGUCCCAAACAGGUUGGAGGAUUCCUGAAGCUGAACGGUGGCGUACGACCGUUUUGCGGACGACGAUACGUCGUCUUGGGACCAAGGGGUGCAGGACGUUGUGGGACAGUCCGAACGGCUGUACCUCGUGCCGAAGCCUGGCGGAUCGAUGGCGACGUUGAAGGGUUCCUGAAACUAAACGGUGGCGCACUACCGUUUUGCGGACGACGAUACGUCGUCUUGGGACCAGGAGGGGUGCAGAACGUUGUCGAACAGUCGGAAAAAGUCGAGGUAGGAUAA
Molecule: messenger RNA, 525 nt
Organism: Laccaria bicolor S238N-H82
Lineage: Eukaryota; Fungi; Basidiomycota; Agaricomycetes; Agaricales; Hydnangiaceae
Exons: 6
Coding region: 1-525 (174 amino acids)
Source: RefSeq, a predicted model, not a curated record